AUUGGGACUGACCCAGUUCCAGGACUGCACAGCAAGAUCCCGCAGGGUUUGCGUCUGCGCGGCGGGCACCUACUGCAGGGGCGGUGUGGACGAGACCACCAGCACGUGUAGCCAAUGCCGUGCCCACACCCCCUGUCCUCCCGGGCAAGGGGUGGACAGAGCAGGAGACUUCCGACAGGACACUGUGUGCAGGAGAUGCGAGAAUGGGACCUUCUCGAAUGCCACGUCCCCCACAGCUCGCUGCCAGCCUCAUGCCAACUGCUCGCAACUGGGCCUGGCGAUGGAGAGAGCUGGCAGCGCCGUCUCGGACACGAAAUGCCACCCUGGGCGCCUGGGACAGCAGGGGCCGCUGGGCCAAACGGCCACAGAUUCCACCUCCGUCUCCCUGGCUGUAAUCUCCGGGCUCCUCCUGGUGCUGAUCGUCCUCUCGAGCUACUGCGUCAUGUUGGACCUGCACAAGUCUCGACCCCUCCAGCUCUCCUGUUUCAAGUGGGUUUUUAAAUCGUGCAAUGCACAUCCGGAGCCAGAGACAGGGAAUGAGAACCUCCCGGAGGAUCUCCGGACUGAGGAGCUGUUGGGCUCGGUUGUUAGCGCACAGUGCGAUCCCGGCACGGCAGGCGGAGAGUCUAUCCCCGUGGAGCGCGAGGCACUGCAGUCAGAGCAGAGCCGCCCCUGCCCCAUUCCCGAAGCUAACCCUGGGAUUCCCGGAGGCGCGGACAGCCCAGUCCGGCCCCCCCUGCAGACGGAUGACGGCAGGUCCCCGGGGAAAGAGACGCCGAAGGGAUCUGGGAUCAUCGGGCCCGUCUACAUCUAUAACCCAUCCCGGGUCUACGUCGGCGUCAUCAGCGAUCAGCGCAGCUCGCAGCGAAGCCUUCGCGGCAGAGCGGAUCCGGCCACCGACGACGGGAUCCUGCGCUACCCACAGGAGGAGCAGGGGGCCCCGCAGCGAGAGUCCGGCCACCUCCCCGAGCAGGAGAGCGGCAAGGAGAGUCACCUCCCGGAGUCGGCCUCCGAGGACCCAUAGCCGCCAGCCGGCACUUUGGUCGGCCUAUCAACAGCCUCUGACGGACCGUCUGAGGCCCCUGUUUGUAAAUACCGGACGGAGCGGCUCGUCCUCGCGUCCCUGGAGGCCGAAGUG
Stegostoma tigrinum is the source of this 1138-nucleotide messenger RNA. RefSeq lists its product as uncharacterized. NCBI's taxonomy places the organism in Eukaryota, Metazoa, Chordata, Chondrichthyes, Orectolobiformes, Stegostomatidae. The transcript is spliced from 7 exons. Bases 281 to 1024 code for a protein of 247 amino acids. The record is from RefSeq and is a predicted model, not a curated record.